AAAAUCGGGUGGUACGGAGAUCGUGCGUGCUGGUUCUCGCCUCUCUCUCUCCCCUUCCCUCCCUCUACAGAUAGAGAAAGCGAAAGAAAAACAUAAAGCUAACAAAUCGUCAACUCUGUAAUGUAUUAUCAAACGAAGAAAUACUUCAUAUAUACAUUCCCCUAACCCUUACCUUUCUCUCACUAAAACCAUGGGAUUUUGGAAGUUUUACUGUACUAUUAUUACCAGUUAGUAGUGCUCAGAUCUGAAGUUGAAGCUCUUGACUCGAUCUCGUUCCUGUUCUAACUACUCCCAAACUUCGGCAUUGCAUUUCUAAAAUAGGUAUUAUUGGGAGUGAAGCAUUUUAGUUGUACAGACAUGGCAAAAUCUAGGAUGCACUUUGCGGCGCAAGACGUAUUAACAUCAUCUCCCUCAGCAAUAAGGUCAAAGGAAUGGGAGGGUCCAACAAGGUGGAAUGAAUACUUAGGUCCAGAAAUGGCCCCUAGAUUAAAUGGUGGAGACGGUGCUACAAGCCAGAGCUCAAGCGGGUCAUCACAUAAGGGUUUGAACAUGCAAUGGUUGUACCAGCUCACGCAAGUAGCCGAAGGACUGAUGGUGAAAAUGUAUAGACUAAAUCAAAUUUUGGAUUACCCUGAUUUAGUCAGUCAUAUCUACUCAGAAGCAUUUUGGAAAUCAGGCGUGUUCCCUAACCAUCCCAAAAUUUGUAUUUUACUCGUGAAGAAGUUUCCUGAACAUCACAGCAAGUUACAGCUAGAACGGGUUGAUAAAUUUGCUUUGGAUGCUAUGGUGGAUAGUGCAGAAGUUCAUAUACAAAGCUUGGAACCAUGGAUUCAACUGCUCCUUGACCUGAUGGCAUUUCGAGAGCAAGCUUUGCGGCUCAUAUUGGAUUUAAGCAGCACUGUUAUUACCUUGCUGCCCCACCAAAAUUCUCUCAUACUACAUGCCUUUAUGGACCUCUUUUGCUCCUUUGUUCGUGUUAAUCUAUUUUCUGAGAAGGUACCAAGAAAAAUGAUGUUGCAAACCUACAAUAUGUUGCAUGCUAUGGCAAGAAAUGACCGAGAUUGUGAUUUUUACCACCGAUUAAUUCAAUUUGUGGAUUCCUAUGAUCCACCAUUAAAGGGGUUACAGGAAGAUCUUAAUUUUGUCAGCCCUCGAAUUGGAGAGGUGUUGGAGGCUGUGGGUCCUGUUGUAUUUUUAUCUACUGAUACAAGGAAGCUAAGAAAUGAGGGUUUUCUGAGCCCUUUUCAUCCUCGAUAUCCUGACAUACUUACCAACUCGGCACAUCCAAUGAGGGCUCAAGACUUGGCAAAUGUUACUUGCUAUAGAGAAUGGGUGUUAUUUGGAUAUCUUGUGUGCCCUGAUGAGCUUCUUAGGGUCACAAGCAUCGACAUUGCUUUGGUUGUGCUGAAGGAAAACCUAGUUCUUACAUUAUUUAGGGAUGAGUAUAUAUUAUUGCAUGAGGAUUAUCAGUUGUAUGUUUUACCACGGAUAUUGGAAUCAAAGAAGAUGGCGAAGUAUGGGCGGACAAAGCAAAAGGAAGCAGAUCUGGAGUAUAGUGUUGCAAAGCAGGUGGAGAGAAUGAUAAGUGAAGUUCAUGAGCAAGCAUUAUUUUCAUGUGAUGCCAUACACCGUGAAAGGAGAAUUUUACUGAAGCAAGAGAUUGGAAGGAUGGUGCUCUUCUUCACUGAUCAGCCAAGUUUAAUAGCUCCAAAUAUUCAGAUGGUAUUUUCAGCCUUGGCCUUUGCUCAGAGUGAGGUGUUGUGGUAUUUCCAGCACCUUGGAAUAGCUUCAUCAAAAUCAAAAGCAGCCCGAGUUGUUCCAGUAGAAAUUGAUGCAAAUGAUCCUACUAUUGGGUUCUUAUUGGAUGGAAUGGACCAUCUUUGUUGUCUAGUGCGGAAGUACAUUGCAGCAAUUAGAGGUUACGCUUUAUCAUACCUAUCGUCAUGUGCUGGUAGAAUCCGCUUUCUGCUGGGUACACCGGGAAUGGUAGCUCUUGACCUGGAUGCAACCUUGAAAGGGCUUUUCAAGAGAAUUGUUCAGCAUCUAGAAAAUAUACCGAAGCCCCAGGGUGAAAAUAUUUCUGUCAUCACGUGUGAUUUAUCUGAGUUACGGAAGGAUUGGUUAUCAGUGUUGAUGAUCGUGACUUCUUCUCGGUCAUCUAUUAACAUUAGACAUUUGGAAAAGGCUACAGUAUCUACUGGAAAAGAAGGCUUACUAUCUGAAGGAAAUGCUGCAUACAACUGGUCCAGAUGUGUAGAUGAACUUGAAAAUCAGUUGUCAAAAUAUGGGAGUCUGAAGAAACUUUACUUCUAUCACCAGCAGCUUACAACUGUUUUUCGGAACACCAUGUUUGGGCCUGAAGGUCGUCCCCAACAUUGUUGUGCAUGGCUUGGUGUUGCUAGCAGUUUUCCUGAAUGCGCUUCGUCAGUUGUUCCAGAAGAGGUGACUAAAAUUGGUCGCGAUGCAGUUCUAUAUGUUGAAUCCCUUGUUGAAUCCAUCAUGGGAGGACUGGAAGGGUUAAUUAAUAUUCUUGACUCGGAAGGAGGAUUUGGCUCUCUGGAAACGCAGCUCCUCCCUGAGCAAGCAGCAAAUCUCAUGAACUUGACAUCCAGAAUAUCUGUUCCUUCAGCAAGAUCCCCAAAAGUGGCAUACGGUUUUCAGUUACCAGGCUAUGAGAGCUAUCCUGAAAAUGAUAAUUCUAUCAAAAUGUUAGAAGCUGCAAUGCAGAGGUUGACAAAUCUUUGCUCAAUCAUGAACGACAUGGAACCUAUCUGUGUUCUUAACCAUGUCUUCGUACUGAGGGAGUACAUGAGGGACUGCAUCCUUGGGAACUUCAAGAGGAGGUUGCUCACUGUUCUGAAAACUGAUAAUGAUCUUCAACGGCCUUCUGUGCUAGUAUCACUUAUUCGCAGACAUACUGCUAUUGUCCAUCUAGCCGAGCAACACAUCAGCAUGGACCUGACCCAGGGUAUUCGGGAAAUUUUACUUACAGAGACCUUCUGUGGGCCAGUGUCUUCUUUACACUUGUUUGAGAAACCAGCAGAACAGCACACUGGAUCAGCUACUGAAGCCGUGUGCAACUGGUAUGUUGAAAACAUUAUCAAGGAUGUCUCUGGUGCUGGUAUCCUCUUUGCACCAUUGCACAGUUGCUUUAAGAGCACUAGACCCGUUGGCGGGUAUUUUGCCCAGUCAGUGACUGAUCUUAGGGAAUUGAAAGCCUUUGUUCGUAUUUUUGGUACCUAUGGAGUUGACAGGCUGGACAGAAUGCUGAGAGAGCACACAGCUGCACUCCUAAAUUGUAUUGACACCUCGUUGCGGGCAAAUCGUGAGAAUUUGGAGGCAGUUGCUGGAAGCAUGCAUUCUGGUGACAGAACAGAAACAGAAGCAAAUAUUAAGCAGAUUGUUGAUAUGGACACAAUUGUUGGGUUUUGUAUUCAGGCAGGACAGGCAAUCGCUUUUGAUUCCCUUUUAGCAGAGGCUGCUGGUUCUGUGCUUGAAGAAGGUGCACCUUUGGUCCAUUCACUGCUAGCAGGCAUUGCUAAACAUUUACCUAAUGAAAUGCCUCAGAAGAAAGAGAUUCGGAGGAUGAGAAGAGUGGCAAACGGUGUUAAUUUAGUUGGAGACCAUGAUUCUGAGUGGGUUCGAUUAAUAUUGGAAGAAGUGGGGGGUGCAAGUGACGGUUCAUGGAACUUGUUGCCAUAUUUAUUCGCGACAUUUAUGACAUCUACCAUCUGGAACACUACUGCCUUCAAUGUUGACACUGGAGGAUUCAGCAACAAUAUCCACUGCUUGGCAAAGUGCAUUUGUUCAGUGAUUGCAGGUAGUGGAUUCGUCAGAAUUGAAAGAGAGUAUCAACAGAAACACACUCUCUCUAAUGGCCACGUCACCGAAACCUUUGACCCUGAGACAGAGAAUCAUUUUUCAGCAGAAGCUAGCAUAAAGUCCACAAUGCAGCUAUUCAUCAAGUGCUCUGCCGGAAUCAUUUUGGAUUCUUGGAAUGAAAGCAAUAGGUCUCAUUUGGUUGCAAAGCUGAUCUUCCUCGAUCAAUUAUGUGAGCUCUCGCCAUACCUACCGAGAAGCUUACUGGAAUCUCAUGUACCUUAUGCCAUCCUUCGUUCAGUAUACAGUCAGUACUAUUCGAAUUCUUCAACUCCACUGGCAUUAUUGAGUUCAUCCCCCCGACACUCCCCUGCCACAUCACUAGCACAUGCUUCUCCUGCAUUGAAGCAGCCGCAUGGAGAUUUUACUCAUGGCCAAGAUCAGUAUGAUACUGAAAAUGGUAGCAUGAGUACAGACAACAAACAUCGCAAUGUUAGGCGAUCUGGGCCCUUGGAUUAUAGCUUGAGUCGUAAGACAAAAUUUGUUGAAGGCUCAACAUCAAGCAGCACGGGUCCUAGUCCCUUGCCUAGAUUUGCAGUUUCAAGGUCAGGUCCAAUAUCAUACAAAUAA
Messenger RNA from Olea europaea var. sylvestris, 4449 nucleotides. Its product is annotated as protein NAP1. The record is from RefSeq and is a predicted model, not a curated record. The transcript is spliced from 24 exons. NCBI's taxonomy places the organism in Eukaryota, Viridiplantae, Streptophyta, Magnoliopsida, Lamiales, Oleaceae. Gene Ontology annotation, biological process: cell morphogenesis; cell migration; cell projection assembly. Gene Ontology annotation, cellular component: SCAR complex. Bases 358 to 4449 code for a protein of 1363 amino acids.